Molecule: messenger RNA, 249 nt
Organism: Ostertagia ostertagi
Lineage: Eukaryota; Metazoa; Nematoda; Chromadorea; Rhabditida; Trichostrongylidae
Source: the annotation of a GenBank genome assembly
AUGACCCUUGGGCCGUUGGCUCCGUACCGGCAACUUGGUGUUGGAAACAUGCUGCUCGAUUACGUAUUCUCAUUGACUGCUAAGGACCCAGCUCUAGAGAACAUAUUUCUGCAUGUGCAAACGAGCAACGAAACUGCUCUUAACUUCUAUAAGAAUAGAGGAUUUGAACAGGCUGGAGUGGUAGAGAACUAUUAUAAGCACGUCGAACCAAAAGACGCUUUUAUUCUAGUCAAGAAGGUCAAGUCGUGA